UUAUGUAGCUACGGUCACCUCGUUACUUAGCAGGAGUGGAUGUGGAUAAGAAGACGUCGAGCGCGCCUUGGAGAACGCCGGCUGGAAGCCAACCAACCACAAAAAGAGAGAAAAGAAUGGCCACAGCUUUCGCCGACCAAUUCCUCCGUCCAGUCCCCGCCGGCCUCAGGCGGCCUCCCGCCGCCCUGAAGCCCGCCGGAACCUUCCUUCAUCUCCGACGCCCUCCCGCAGGUCCCGUGACAAGGAGUGUGGGUCCGAGGAGGGGUUGCGCUGUGAGGAGCGAGUCGGUGGAGAAGGUGGGCACCGACCUGAAAGACCUGGUGGAGUUCCUCUAUGCCGACCUCCCUCACCUCUUCGACGAGCAGGGCAUCGACCGGACCAUGUACGACGACCGCGUGAGGUUCCGGGACCCCAUCACGCGUCACGACACCAUCGACGGCUAUCUGUUCAACAUCCGGCUCCUGAAUCUGCUCUUCCGCCCCGAUUUCUAUCUGCACCACGUGAGGCAGACAGGACCUAAUGAAAUCACUACAAGAUGGACUAUGGUAAUGAGGUUUACGCUUCUACCAUGGAAACCAGAGUUGGUGUUCACAGGAACAUCAGUCAUGGGCGUCAACCCACUGACUCAAAAAUUUUGCAGCCAUGUGGAUCUUUGGGACUCCAUACAAAACAAUGACUACUUUUCUUUGGAAGGUCUAAUAGAUGUUUUAAAGCAGCUGCGAAUAUACAAGACUCCGGAUUUGGAAACCCCAAAGUACUUGAUACUGAAAAGAACUGCAAAUUAUGAGAUAAGGAAGUAUGAGCCGUUUGUGGUGGUUGAGGCCGAAGGAGAUAAGCUAUCUGGCUCAUCUGGUUUCAACAAUGUUGCCGGGUAUAUAUUCGGUAAGAAUUCCUCGACUGAAAAGAUUCCCAUGACGACCCCUGUUUUCACACAGGCAGUUGAUGACAAAUUAUCAAAAGUUUCCAUCCAGAUCAUUCUACCAAUGGACAAAGAAUUGGGCAAUUUGCCUUCUCCCAGUGCCGAAGCAGUUAAUUUGAGAAAGGUUGAAGGAGGUAUUGCUGCAGUAACAAAAUUUAGUGGAAAACCGAGUGAAGAGAUUGUACUCAGCCAAGAGAGAGAACUUCGGUCUGCAAUACUUAAAGAUGGUCUCAGGCCUCAACAAGGUUGUUUGCUUGCUCGCUACAAUGAUCCUGGCAGUACAAACAGCUUCAUAAUGGUAUGUUGUCUCUUGUUAUUCUCGAUGCAUAUACUCCAAAGGAAAUAUCAAAAGGCACUAAGAACCGACUAAUUUAGUGAACAGAUUUUUCCUAUGUUGUGAGGUUCUUUUAAAAAAGAUUAUUCCAACCUUUUUAAUGAUAGUUGUCUUUUUAUACUCCACUUAUUCUUCACUUUUUUUCAUGUCUAGUGUGCUUCUUUACAGUCCUAUGAGAACAAUAGUAGAACUACAGACCACAAGUUUGUUUCGUUGUGCCGUCCAUUCUGAAGUUUUGUCUUUGGUACCGUAUUGAUCAUGUUUUAUGAUAAACAGUAAAAAUAGCAAUUCUGCUUUAUUGUUGUAUUUUUUUAGCUGCUCUGUCUUCUUACUGUUCCUGAUGCAUGCUUUGUUUUACUGUCAUGUCACUACAAUAUUGUAUCGAAGCGAAAUGAGGUGCUGAUAUGGCUUAAUGACUUCACAUUAGAAUAACCUGCAAGCAUGUUGCAGACAGUUCGGCCGGAGCAGGGAUCAACUGUGUCGUCUUUGUUAAGCUCAUUCCUAAGUGCAACUUUUCGAUCGUUCUUUCAAUAUACAUUGUGUAGAUCAAUGAUUUCUUUAAUCUCCUGUAAUAGCUGUGACGUUCUUACCUGUAUAUUUGCACUCAGUCUGUAAAAAAGAUUGGUGGAUACUGAAAAUUGAUACAUUAAAAUGCAAAGAAUAGACACAAGAAAUUUUCUCUGUUC
Molecule: messenger RNA, 1939 nt
Organism: Musa acuminata AAA Group (dessert banana)
Lineage: Eukaryota; Viridiplantae; Streptophyta; Magnoliopsida; Zingiberales; Musaceae
Exons: 7
Coding region: 117-1289 (390 amino acids)
Source: RefSeq, a predicted model, not a curated record